AUGGCAGAGAAACCCGGUGCUGCUGAUCACGCAGCUUCAGAUCAUGUAGAGAAAAUGUCUGGCGAUGUUGAAAUCACACAGAGAGAGACCCUUCAAGUCGAUUCCGUGGAAAUCAAAAGGCUGCUUCGAAAGAUCGACCUCCGGCUGCUGCCACUCUUGACUGUUCUUUAUGUUCUCUCAUUUAUGGAUCGCUCUAAUAUUGGGAAUGCCCGGGUGGCAGGUAUGAACGCAGACCUCGCUCUCACCGGGCCUCAGUACAACAUGGCCCUCACAGUUUUCUUCUUUCCCUACGCCCUUUUUGAAGUACCGAGCAAUGUGGUCCUCAAGAUAAUGAGGCCUUCACGAUGGAUGUGUAUUCUCGUCAUUACCUGGGGCACUGUCCUCACUCUCCAAGGGAUCGUCAAGACCUAUGAACAGUUAUUAGUUACUAGAAUCUUCCUUGGGGUUUCUGAAGCUGGCUUUUUCCCAGCUGCCACAUACUUACUGACGACUUGGUACUGCCGCUGGGAAUACCAGACCCGGGUUGCUAUCUUUUUCUCAGCGGCUUCCCUUGCUGGAAGCUUCUCGGGCCUUCUUGCUUUUGGAAUCCAACAUAUGGAAGGUGUUGCUGGCCUUGGAGGAUGGCGUUGGAUCUUUAUUCUGGAGGGCAUCUUGACAGUGCUUAUUGGUGUCAUGAUUCCCUGGGUGCUACCGGAUUCUCCCGAGACAGCUUCGUUCCUUACACAAGAGGAGAAAACUAUAAUCAUCCAUCGGCUGCGGCAAGACGCCGGGACCAUGACAGGGGAAGACUCAUCGGAAAAAUUCCAAUGGAAGCACUUUCGUGCUGCUUUCACGGAUUAUCGAAUCUAUCUUGGUGUUAUCAUGUAUUGGGGCAACAGUAUCUGUAUCUAUGCAUUCAGUUUCGCGGCCCCGACCAUCAUUCGUCAGCUGGGAUACUCUGCGGCCAAUGCUCAACUUCUCACGAUUCCUAUCUAUCUGGUGGGAGCCAUCGCAACUUAUGGCCUUGCCAAGUUCUCAGACCGACGGAAGGCUCGCUGGCCGUUCGUUAUCAUACCAUUCUGCAUCUCUAGUGUAGGGUUUAUCGCCUUGUUGUCUAUUCCACACCCUCGCUUGCCAGGUUUGACCUAUGCCUUCUUAUUUUGUAUUCCCGCUGGUCUCUAUCCGGCUGUUAUUGGUUGCAUUUCGUGGGUUAGCAACAACCUUGCGCCUUCCUGGAAGCGAGCCAUUGGAAUGGCCUUUUUGAUGACGUUGGGCAAUCUGGGUGGAGCGGUUGGAGCAAACAUAUUCUUGGACGAGCAGGCACCCCGCUACCCGCUUGGCUACGGCCUCUCUUUUGGCGUUGUAGUUGCUGGCAUGUGUGCAGCCAUGGUCUUACGCUUCGCUGUCGACCGGACCAAUGCGAAGAGAGAUGCGAUUCCCGAGUCUGAAAUCAGGGCCAAGUACACAGAGGAGGAACUACAUGAAAUGGGAGACAGCUCCCCAUUAUUCAGAUAUGUUAAGUAA
Messenger RNA from Clonostachys solani, 1503 nucleotides. The record is from the annotation of a GenBank genome assembly. Lineage: Eukaryota; Fungi; Ascomycota; Sordariomycetes; Hypocreales; Bionectriaceae.